AUGUUUUCUUUUGGUACUGUUGGCCAUAUAUUAACGUCAGCAACAGCUGGUCUGAUUGUUGUCUAUACUCUUGUACCUCUGCGUCUUCUUCAAUAUGUAUAUAAAAUUGAUGCUUUUGCGAGUUCCGAUGCAAUGUGCAGAAUUCUAUCGUGGACUCUACCAUCAUGGUUUAUCGUGCUUGCUUGUGCCGAUCGGGUUUUGUGCAGUUCAUCGUCUGCUACCAUUCGCGCGUGGAGUAAUAUUCGCGUUGUUACACGUGCUACUCCACUGACGCUUUUGAUUGUUGGUCUCGCAUACGUACAUGUUCCCUUCUAUAAUCGACUGAACACAACAUCAUCAUGUGUCGGGACUUCAGGAACAUACGCAACAUUUGUUGGCAUUUUUAAUUUAUUCAUAUUCGGUAUGGGUCCACCUGUCUGCAUGCUUACUUUUGGAUUGCUCGCCAUUCGGAAUGUUCGUCAAUCGGUGAAACGGAUGGCACCUAACAAUAUUCCUACUGGAACUCAAAACCAAUUGCAACACCGUCAAAAAGCAACAGAUCGACAAUUGAUGCAAAUGAUGAUUGUUCAAUCUAUGUUUUUCAUUUUGACAGGAACACCCAGUUCCUUCGUUUAUUUUUACUCUUUAGCAAUAAGUAAUGAGGUGUUGAAUGCUCUUCAAACAGCCAGGCUCAGCCUCGUUGUGAUUGUAACCGCCUUCCUAACCAAUGGUGGUGCAUCUGAUGGUCCUGAGAUUUAUCUAUAUCCAACAUCGAUGUUUGUUCCACUAGGAACACCAAUUAGUUAUUAUCAUGUUGUACGAGAAACAUUAAAAUAUCAAUGCUUAUGA
This is a messenger RNA of Adineta steineri, 828 nucleotides long. The record is from the annotation of a GenBank genome assembly. NCBI's taxonomy places the organism in Eukaryota, Metazoa, Rotifera, Eurotatoria, Adinetida, Adinetidae.